Messenger RNA from Chenopodium quinoa (quinoa), 786 nucleotides. RefSeq lists its product as uncharacterized. The record is from RefSeq and is a predicted model, not a curated record. The coding region runs from base 1 to 786 and encodes 261 amino acids. The transcript has 3 exons. Lineage: Eukaryota; Viridiplantae; Streptophyta; Magnoliopsida; Caryophyllales; Amaranthaceae.
AUGGAGAGUAGAGAUUCUCAAAUUGAUUCGAUCAUAGCCCAUAACAAAAUCGUAGAUAAUCAAAUUGCGCAUAUUUCCUCUACUCUACAAGCCCGCCAACAGAGAGCCCUACUAUCGCAGCCAACAAGACCUAUAGAUCAAGAUUUUGCAAUUACCCUUAGGAGUGGUUCACACUUUGAUGGGCCCCUUAUGCCCAGAGAGGAUGAACAUGUUUCCAUGAAAAAUGCUAAUCUUGGUUCUGUUAUACCAAACAAUGUUGCUAAUAACCUAAAGGGCUCAAGGGUAGUAUUAAUAUUUCUGAUAAUACAUUGCAGGGUACAGCACCAAGGAAUGUUGCAACUCAGGAUGAGAAUAGCGGAGUUCAAAAGCAUUUGUCAAACUUCCAUCCCCAAUCGACAUUUAAAAACUAAUUUGGAUAAGCAGUUUGCUAAGUUCCCGGAGAUGGUGAAAAAUUUGCAAGUAACGGUUCCUUUCGCAGAAUUGAUUACACAAAUUCCUGUAUAUGAUAAAUUCAUGAAGGAAAUAUUGACUAAGAAAAGCAAUAUGAUGAUUGAUAAUGCAUUAUAUGAUUUGGGUGCUAGAUUUAGUGUCAUGCCAUUGUCUGUGUGUUCUAAGCUAAAUAUGGGAGAAAUAAACAGAUGGAAAGAGGAAGUUGGUGCAGUAGGAAGAGCCCUUUACAUUGAAGGGCUUGGUUUUGAAGAUGAGAAGGAGGAGAAAAGUGAGCAAAUUGCGAAAUCUGAGCUUAUAGUGAGAGUUCCAAUGAAUCGAGUUGCAAUUGCCCAAUAA